Molecule: messenger RNA, 2184 nt
Organism: Aspergillus homomorphus CBS 101889
Lineage: Eukaryota; Fungi; Ascomycota; Eurotiomycetes; Eurotiales; Aspergillaceae
Product: transient receptor potential ion channel family protein
Exons: 2
Coding region: 1-2184 (727 amino acids)
Biological process (GO): fungal-type cell wall biogenesis; transmembrane transport
Source: RefSeq, a predicted model, not a curated record
AUGCGGACCAGUCCUAUUUCACAGAUCACGCUGACUACGUUGAGCUUGUGGGCUUCUCAUACGCUCGCUGCCGACACAUUGAGUACUAAUGGUCUGUCAACGUGUCUGACGGAUUCGGCAAUUGAAGUCAACAACCUUGAUGUCACCUAUACCAAAUCAACAAACGAACUCAUUUACAAUGUCGGCGGUACGAAUGCGAAAGAACAGAAUGUUACUGGCUCCAUCACAAUCUACGCGUACGGCAAUCAACUUUAUUCCAAAAUCUUCGAUCCAUGUGGCACUGAGUACUACACGGCAGCUCUUUGCCCCGUGCCGGCCGGCAGCUUCCAAGCCCAGGGACAGAUGCAGGUUCCCGAUUCAAUCGCCAGCCAAAUCCCGUCGAUUGCCUUCGCCAUUCCCGAUUUAGAUGGUCAAGUGAAGCUUGAAUUGAUGUCUAAGGAUAACAACGAUGAAGAGCUAGCUUGCAUCCAGACAGAGUUGAGUAAUGGCAAGACGAUGCAGGUUGCAAGUGUAUCUUAUGCCGCUGCUGGUGUGGCAGGGGCAGCUCUGGCCGUGAGCGGGUUGUCUGCUCUAGGUGCUGCUGGUCACCCUGGAGCUUCGACAUCUAGUCCUACUUUCGGCGACGUGAUGACUUGGUUUCACACGAUGGCCACCAACGGGAUGCUCAGCGUCAAUUAUCCUACGGUCUAUCGCAGCUUUGCUAAGAAUUUCGCCUUCAGCACAGGCCUGAUCCCUUGGGGCCAAAUGCAAGAGUCUAUAGAUAAUUUCCGCCGGGUCACAGGUGGAAAUCUGACGGAAAACAGCUACGAGUAUCUGAGGAACGCUAGUCUGGUGUAUUCCAGCGGCUCUACAUCGAAUUCGAGCAGCAAGUCAAAACGAGCGCUUGAAUGGGCUAUUGGUGCUUCCCACCUGGUCGCCCGCGAGCUCACAACGUCGAAUUCCACCACCACUAAUAGUACCUCCAACAGUACCAGCAGCAGUGGUGGACUGCAGCAUAUGGUGUCGGGAAUCGAGGCAUAUGCGGAGCAACUGACUGUGCCGCAGGGGAACACGUUUAUGACCGUGCUACUUAUUUUCGCAAUCCUCGUUGCCGCCAUCACCGUUGGAAUUUUGCUUCUUAAGGUCAUCCUCGAAGUGUGGGCUUUGUAUGGAUCUUUCCCUCAGAAGCUUUCCAACUUUCGCAAGGACUAUUGGGGCCUCCUUGGGCGAACAAUCACCAACUUGAUCUUGAUCCUAUAUGGAAUCUGGGUGAUCUGGUGUGUCUACCAACUCAGCAGCGGAGAUUCCUGGGCGGCAAAGAUCCUGGCUGCUGUUGCUCUGGUUGUAUUCACCGCCGUGCUCUUGUUCUUCGGUAUUCGCAUUGCCUAUUUGGCGCGGAAGUUCAAAAAAUCUGAAGGUGAUGCGUCUCGCCUGUACGACGAUGGCGAAACCUGGCGCAAGUACAGUCUUUUCUACGAUAACUACAAGAAGGAUUACUGGUGGAUCUUCGUGCCUGCGAUUGUGUACAUGUUCGCUAAAGGUUGUAUCAUCGCGGCAGGUGAUGGUCAUGGGCUUGCGCAAAGUGCCGGUCAGCUUAUUGUCGAGGCGCUUAUGUUGGCCAUGCUGCUGUGGAAUAGACCAUACGUUGUCAAGUCGAGCCAGUGGAUCAACACCAGCGUACAAGUGGUACGCCUUCUGUCAGUUGUCCUUGUUUUGAUUUUUGUGGAUGAGCUCGGUCUCUCCGAGACGACCAAGACAGUCACCGGCAUUGUCCUCAUCGCGGUUCAGGCUGGCUUCACGGGCAUCCUGGCCAUUCUGAUCUGCGUUAACGCAAUCCUUCUCUGCUGCCGCGAGAACCCCCAUGCGAAGCGAAGAAGAGAAGCUGACAAAUUGAAUCGCGACAUGGACGACCUGACCCCCUUGGACGCCCGCGAGUCUCUCCUUAUGGACAACCCUCCUCGCAAGGAUUACGCCGAGAUGAGCAAAUUCAACUUCACCGGUCCCUACGAGCCCUACCGUGACCAGUACGAUCACCCAGGACGGCAGAGUCCCACUGGAAGUAUGGAUCGCCUAGUCAGAUCCGGAUAUCCCCUCGACGAGCGACACGAUCGUAUCGCAAGCCGGGAGAGUCGGCGGAGCCGUGACAGUCAUGAUGCUCCUGAAAAGCACCCUGCAACCACCCCCGGCUAUGGUUUUGCCUAUUAA